UCAGAAUACGGCCACGGUAACCCCUGCCUGUCGUAAGAGGCGACUAAAAGGGGCACACGAUGUGUUGAAAGUAAGCUAAUGAAAUAAUUAUAAAGUUGAAAAGAAUGUGUACCGAUUGUAACGUUGUUUUGGGCAUAUAGAGGGGAUGCCUCUUAUAAACGCAGUCUCUCGGGUGACUGUUAGGAAAUUCUUUGAAAAAAGGUAGAUAACACCCGGAGGAAAACCUUUAAAAGGAAUAAAUGUUGUUGCGUAUCUGUCGUACACCCUCUAGAGAAAAUGGCAGUCCAAGCCCCCACCACUGAUUGUGAGUAUAAUACCUCAAGCGAGCAGGUAUAAUGCCUAAUUCACAGAGCUACUUUUGUAUUCGAGAAAGUGACCAAAUUUGACCAAAUGAGUAAUUGGUCGCUAAAGCGAGUUCGAUAAUUAACCAGUAAAAUGAAUAAUGAGCUCGACUCGAAAGUCGGCUGUCAAAAUAAUUAAUCAUGCCUAGCCGCUUCUGACAUGGAAAGUGGCUCCCUCUGCAUUGGCUACCGAGAAACCGAGGGACACCUCUCCCUAAACCUUUCUCUCAUACUUUAACGUGCGUUCCUGUUUCGCACCAUUUCUCUCCGACUCGAUACUUUUCGAGCAUUAUCCUUCUCAAAAAGUGGCGCGAAACUGAUCGUCGUAUCGUUUCGCAAGUGAUCGACCCAUCGGCAUCGUUUAUUUCACGAUUUCAUUUAUUAUAUAGCAUAUAACGAAUAAAUAGUCGCCACGACACGACACUUCGUAUGAUAAUCAGUUUCGUGAUUCAAUCAGAUCCGAGAAAAAUGAAGUUUUAAUGAAGCGAAUCGUACACCAAACCAGUAGAAAUAACAGCAAAUUAAAUUAAAAUCGCUGAUACAAUAUUACAGUCGAGUACACCCCAAUAAAUAUUAAUAUUCAAAGGCAAACAAACGUAGGCCAUACGAAAAGUUCUCAAAGGACACGCGUGAAUAAUCAUCUCGCUUGGUUAAAAACGGAGGCAACAGAUAUCCAUGAAAUAGUUGAAGCGUAAAUUAUUGGAAGCACGUAUCACAAUAGUGGUUGAAUUAAACAAAUAAUAGGCGCAGGAUGAGGUCGCGUGUUAGCUCUGUUUCUAACACUUUGUCACGUGUCUCUCGUGCAAACAGACACCGUACAAUUGUCGAAGCUGCGGGACAUGUCAUCAGCGAUCCAUUGUGUAUCAGAGGAUCCCACGAAUCGCCCCACGGAUCCCGUAGAAAAGGGGAUGCAUAAAUAUCUAUUACGUGUACAAUGUCCAUCCAUGAUUGCACGAUAUUUUUUGGCUUAAAAUAGAGGCCGCGUAAAGUAAACAGUGGACUGUAAUAUUCAGGGAAGUACGAAGGCUUUAGAUCAUUUUAAAAGGCGUGUAUCUUUCUAUUAGCACGUUAAUAAGAGGUAACAAGAAUCGUUCCUUGCUCUGGGAAUAGGUGUUCUCGUAAUCGGCACGAUCGUCGUCGAUAAAUUAAAAUGCGGCCGAAUCUAAAUCAGGAUCUAGGUAGGUAAACAAAGGCCUCGUCGAGGAGGGGUAGGCCAGGGUAUCACCCCCCUUUCAAAUUUAUCCGGCUAUCCUUUUUAUCUUGAACUGCUCUUACGCACGAAAUAAAGCGAAGGAUGGAGGAUGAUGGAAAGAGGGAGAAGAGAUUUCUGCAGAAUGAGAAGAUGGAGGAUGCGCGAUCAACUCUCCGGGGCCAGAUAUCCUCGUGGGCCCUUCGGUUUUCGAGCAGCACCGGCCCCUAAUAACAGGGUACACCGAGGCUAAACAAACAUACACGCCCCUGGCAUCUUUCGUUGAAAGAACACACGAGAAGAAAUGUAAAAAAAAAAAGGAAAGAGAAAAAGAAACAAUUUAGCUACGCCACUUAAAGGAUGCACAAGCUGAGGUAUGAUAGGCAGCGAAAAAGUUAACAAGGAAUCAAGUGUGUAUGUACAUGCCUCGUUUCGUUGAGACAUAAGAUGGAGUUAUAAUCUUGAUCAUUUGAAAUAUUUUCGUUAAUUAUUAAAAAAGAAAAUGAAUAUAAAGAAAGGAAGUUUGAUUUGAAAGAUUGUACUCUUGAUACUGAAUGUCGAUCUUGUACCACUUCACCAUUUCUUAAAAUGAAAGCUGAAAUGUACGUGCCGAGCUUGGUAGGAUCUUAAAGCUUGCCAUGUAAUUAGGGGAAGUGAAGAACAAAAGAGAAUGGAAUGGUAGACAUUUCGAUAUUGUUUCCGUACAGACAGUGGUACUGUACUUGCACUUACAGCUUUCAAUAUUUUUCAAGAAUAUUGGUAGAACGCUGCUCUCUUUAUUUAAAAGCAAAGGUGUGCUGAUAAAAAUUGUAACUAUCUCUGGUUGUAACCUUUAACCCGAUGAUGAGGUACAAUAUACCUUCCACCUAUAUUAGGUCUUUACUAUUUACAGGCUGCGUUUUUAUUGUGCAGUAAAAUGAACAAUUUAUGUUUAUUUUUAAUUUAAGAAAAAGAGAUUUAAUUAAAGAAUUAAAAGAGAUUAAUUUAAGACAAAGAACAAUUUCUAAUUAUUUUUUAUAUAGAUAAAUUAAAUAUGAACCCAAAAAGAUUGAUUUAAUAUUAUAUGAAAACUGAUUAGGGUAUGUGACACUUAACCCUCGGACGGCGGACCAUGAAGAGAACCUUCAAUUUUAAUUUUCUUCGUUCCUGUAUCACUAGAUUAAAAUAAAAUUCCUACUCUAAACUGAUAAGUCACGUUCAAAGUGUAAAACAUUUGAAAAAUCUCACACGAGUUUCUUUAUUAUCAAUAUGGAAAUAAACAGUGUGAAAGUUAAAUGUUUGAAGGGUCUCUCCAUUUGUCUCUAGCACGUGCAAAAGAGCAGCGAAGAGAUGCGCAAAAUGCGAGAGUACGAGGAUUUGUGUAAAAAACACACGAAGAAGAAGAAGAAGAAGGGUGUAAGAAAGAAGAAAGAGAAAAGCAAGGUAGAUGAGACAAGAGGCAUUCUGGUUUGUGGGCACAGCCGCUGCCUGCAGCCCACAAUUAUGAUAAUAGCCCCUGAGUCCUGAGUCUUGUUAGUCCAACGUGCAGCCAGCUUCUUUUAUCUAUAUUUUUUUAUUUGCAGGGCCCACCCUUCUGUACCCCUUGCCUACCGCAAUUUCUACUUUCACUCCUUUGCUCCGUGGCGAGGUCAGGUGGAAUCGAACUGAUCGGAUUUUACUGAAGAAAAUAAUUUUUUUAGCUAUUGAAUCGUGUACGCUAUAAACGAACGUGACCAGAAACAAUGGGCACGUAAAGUGUGAUUAAUACGUACAAACGUUGCUGGUGUAUUAAUUAAAAUUAAACGUAUUCCCUUGAACUAUACGAUCCGAAGUUGUGCGGAACGCUUUUGCAUUUCGAUUGAAUGCGGCUAGGAAAAGAGCAGCAAGGAAUAAGAAUACAAACGGCAAAGAGUCGACGCCGGGCGCGAGUACAAGGAGCGGGUGCACACACGUAUACUUAUAGUACGUUCGCGUCUGUAAACGUUGUAAAAGGCGGUAGCAAACGGAGCACGCUUUAAUCCACUUUUCAGCACACCGUCGGGGCCUUUUGACUGUGCGGAAAGCGUUAAUUGGAGACUGCGUCACGAUCAGGCAAAGGAAGCCUUUCAAAGCGGAAAUAUCCGUGUGAUACCGCCUGCAGACUUUUUGUUUUUCAGGAUAAGUAGAAAACGCUGUUUCUUCUUACGCGUCACUCGUGUAGAUCCGAACGUAUCAUCAAUAGGCAUCGUAGAUUACGAGACCCCGAGGGUAGUCAAUGAGACCUCCAGCUUAAGUCAAUCUAAAUGCUAACCAUAGCAUUUACUGAAACAUCACUGUAGGUACCAAAGGAUCUAAAUACAGCAUUGAAUUAUAUUUUGUUAUUGUUCCUUCUUUCUUUUGUAAUAUAAGAGAAUUCUGGGUAUUCUAAUUUCAUAAUUAAAUUAGAUGAUACUGAUCAACUGAUAGAGAUCACACUGGGAAACAAAUUUGCAAAUUCCUCAGUUCUAGAAAAAUUUUCAAACUAUCUGAGAAAAGGGAAGAUACAUGCGGUUGUUUAAAAUUGAAAAUAAAAUUUUAAAGAUGUUUCCGCUCCUUCAAGUUGUUCAACAAUCACUGCUAGGAUUAUGGCCGACAAAGGAAUUUGUCUUGAUUUAAGCGAAGCACCCUGUAUUUGCUCGAGAUUAAAUGGAGUUUUCAUACCACAGUUACGAGAUGCGCAUCGAUAAAUGCCUAUAUAUCACGUUUCGAUGCUGGAGUAGGGCGCUUUCAGCAGCAUCGAUAAAAUAUAAAGUAAUGACGAACUUAACCACAUAAUGGUUGAGAUUAAGUUAAUGAGCGUACGAUGAGAAUAUUGAGAAGAAAAUAAAAGAUGAUGAACGAAUUUGCGUGUUUUAUAGGCAGCUGCCAAUAGUCAUGAUUGGUCUCGCAGGGAACACGUUCAUGCAAUACCUCUUGCAAUGCUCGUUCUGCAUAAAAUUACCGCUACACGAAAGACCGAGACCAUCCGAUCUGCACGACGCCUGAAACGAGCGAUUCUCGUAGGUAGACUUCGGCCGAGUUCGGGCGGGCUCGACUAGUUUCGGCACGCCAAGCCUGCGUCGACCCCAGUCAACCCAUGGCGGUCGUAGCACAUAACUGGUUGUGACUUUCACGAGGCAAGUACCUCGCGCGCUCUCGUGUGUGCAUUUUCGUUCAAUCUUACGUCUUUUGUUUAAUAUUUUUAUUAUACAGACUGUCAAGCGAGCUAAUAAACCGUUUCGAAUUGUUUCGUCGAUGUUUUUCAAUCGUAAUACGUAGGUGUCGUUAUAUACGAUCCGAAAAGUAGUUCAUACGACGAACUGUCAAAAUUCGGUUCAAUUAGAAGAAAUCGUGCGGUAUUAUCGAGAUUAUAACACGAUUUAAUCCGUUUGUAAACACUGCAAUAGAACGACGUGAUGUCACGUGCGCCUAUAGUAGUAAAACAACGAUACACGUUACACACGUACCAUGAAUCCAGUUAGAAGAGUUUAACGUUGUUUAUAGCGUAACGUAACGCGUGUUUCGGAGUAACCUAGUAUAUACGACCGGUUAAACACGUGGUGGACACGAUGCUUCUUAAAUUGGCAGUAUUACUGUUCGUAUUCUACGUGCAGCCAGGUGCAAGUUACUUCAACCUAUUCCUUAGCCAAGCAGAAGUGCGGAAACUAAUGGGUCUCCAGGCGGAAUUAUUCUACGUAAGGGAAGGCGUCAUAAACGAGUACGCAAUUAAAUUCGUGGUCCCAGUGCCAGCGCAGGUUCACAAGUUACAUUUCACUUGGGAGAACCUUGCCGGCAGGCCGUUACCGUAUACAAUGUCUGUGGAUAUCAGUAAUCCAACUGCUUUGAGCAGUUCUUUGAACAUAUCUCAAGCUGGUGAAAUACCAGUCGGUGGUCUUCAAACUUGGGCUUUGGCUUUGCAUUGCGGCCCUUACGACGCCGAGGUCGACCUAAGCCUUCGGAUAAACGUCUCGUUAUCGAGACGAAACACGACCAGCUUGGAUUUCAAACGAAAGAAAAUCUGCUUAAAGGAUAAAAGUAACAUAGGAGCGGAAGAAAUUCUCGUUGCUGCAUCCGGUUCAACUUCUGGCGGACAAGUGUUUUACGCUGCUAUCGGAUGUGCCUGUGCUUUCAUCGCUGCCAUUUUCGUCCUCGUUAUUGCUUACUACGUUCGAGAUAAAAAGACUAGGAGGCAUCGUGAUCCCCUUCAAGAAUCAAGGGGUCUUAGCUCUGCCUGCAGUGUAGAAAGGGGCACAGGAGUUGGACCUGCACAGACAUUUUUGUCACCAGAAACACCUCCUCCUGCCUCUGCUACAUCUACUUCUACUUACAGAAGAUUGGACGACCGACCUAGUAGAGAGUUACACGAAAGAAUUCAAGAAAUCACAGUCCAAAGAUGCAGGGUACGCCUCCUUAGCAUCGAAAUGGAGGGCACAUUCGGUCGCGUGUAUAGAGGCAGUUAUCACGAAGAGGGUGCGUCUUCCCCAAGGGAUGUCCUAGUGAAAACUGCUGCUGAGCAUGCAUCACAAUCACAGGUUGCUCUUCUGUUACGAGAGGGUCUAGCUUUGUACGGUUUAAGUCACCAAGCCUUACUCCCCGUUUUGGGUGUUUCCAUCGAGGACAGGAGCGCACCUUUCCUCCUGUAUCCGCACACCGGUUACAAGAACAUGAAGAGGUUCUUGCUGAGGUGUAAGUUGAGCAGCGAAGGGCCACCGAGAGCCCUAACUACGCAAGAAGUCGUGGAAAUGGCCCUUCAAGCUGCGAAAGGGGUCCAGUAUCUUCACAGAAAGAGACUGGUGCACAGAGAUUUAGCCGCCAGGAAUUGUGUCGUCGACGAUGAUCUGAGGGUUCAAAUCACGGACAAUGCUCUGGCCAGAGACCUCUUCCCCCAGGAUUAUCAUUGUCUUGGUGACAAUGAAAAUCGUCCAAUUAAGUGGCUCGCCAUUGAAAGUUUACUCAAUAAAACGUUCAGCACUGCUUCGGAUGUGUGGGCAUUCGGUGUUCUGUUAUGGGAACUCACGACCCUAGCACAGCAGCCGUACGUGGAAGUGGAUGCAUUCGAGAUGGCUUCCUAUCUGAGAGAUGGAUAUAGAUUGGCACAACCGAUCAAUUGUCCCGACGAAUUAUUCGCAGUUAUGGCUUAUUGUUGGGCAAUGUCCGCGGACGAGAGACCGACGUUUAGCCAGCUAAUCGUGUGUCUUCAAGACUUUCACACUCAAUUGACCAGAUAUGUUUGAAUGUGAAUUAUUAAAAAUCAAACAGGUUUGAAACUGUAUAAAAAACGUGCAACAGUGGAAAGUGCCGGGAGUAUGUGUACAUAAUAGUAGUACUUAAAGAAAUUAAUUUUUAAGUCCACCAGGAAAGUCGACUAAAUAUAUGACCUGACUAGAAAGUAGUUCCUUAUGUAUUUUAUAACAGAAUAGAUAAUGAAGUCUUUUUAUUAAUAGUCCUUGUAGAGUUUUCGAUGUAAACAGUUUUGUAGGCGUUAAGUAUAUAAAGACACUUAAUUUUUCUAACA
Osmia bicornis bicornis is the source of this 7021-nucleotide messenger RNA. It is a transcript of the gene dnt, whose product is annotated as tyrosine-protein kinase Dnt. The transcript is spliced from 15 exons. Gene Ontology annotation, cellular component: signaling receptor complex. Lineage: Eukaryota; Metazoa; Arthropoda; Insecta; Hymenoptera; Megachilidae. Gene Ontology annotation, biological process: cell surface receptor protein tyrosine kinase signaling pathway; positive regulation of kinase activity; multicellular organism development. Bases 5076 to 6740 code for a protein of 554 amino acids. Gene Ontology annotation, molecular function: protein tyrosine kinase activity; ATP binding. The record is from RefSeq and is a predicted model, not a curated record.